AUGGAAAAGGGAAAAUACUAUAUCCCCCACCAUAGUGUAUUACGCCCUGAUUCUGCGACCACGCGACUCCGUGUCGUUUUUGAUGCGUCGGCCAAGGAUUUUAAUUCGCGCUCGCUAAACGAUACGCAACUUAUUGGCCCAAAACUGCAACCUAAUAUUCUCGAAAUACUUUUGCGCUUCCGCGAACAUAACAUCGUGUUCAUGGCUGACGUCCGUCAGAUGUACCGACAAAUUUUAAUUGCUCCGAAUCAUCGCGACUAUCAACGCAUAUUCUGGCGAGCUUCACCUCAUGAACCUCUCAAAGAGUAUCGCCUAAAUACCGUGACAUAUGGUGUAGCUUCUUCUCCUUUUCUCGCAUGUCGGUCGUUGCAACGACUUGCCGAAGACGAGGGAGAGUCCUAUCCAAUCGCAAAACGGAUACUAUUAUCGGACGUUUAUGUUGAUGACGUGGUUACAGGGUGCGCCUCGCUGGAGGACGCGCAACAAGCAAAAUCACAAAUUAUUGCCCUCUUCAAUCGAGGAUGUUUCCAACUAAGAAAAUGGGUCAGUAAUAAGUCAGAACUUUUGUCCGACCUUCCAGCAGAAGUCUGUUUAACCGGCACCGUCUAA
Pararge aegeria (speckled wood butterfly) is the source of this 609-nucleotide messenger RNA. RefSeq lists its product as uncharacterized. The record is from RefSeq and is a predicted model, not a curated record. Bases 1 to 609 code for a protein of 202 amino acids. Lineage: Eukaryota; Metazoa; Arthropoda; Insecta; Lepidoptera; Nymphalidae. The transcript has a single exon.